AUGCGAGUAUCUGAGCAACACGAUUGUCCAAUCCUCAGCAAACUGUUAAAAUGUAUAACAUUUGUGCAAGACAUGAAUCAGUGCACCAAAAUAUCUGAAGUUCUUGGAGACAAACUCAAAUAUGUUGUAAGCAAGAAUCUUGGAGAGCCGAUUUUAACCGGAAGCACAGAGGAAGGACUGGCCUUAUUUGGCCUUGAAAUUAUUGACAGUAGAACGGACUAUGACCGGUUGAAUUACGCAAUUCUACACGAUUUAGACAUUAUGUAUGAAUCUCACAAAAUGAUGGCGUACGAAAUUCAUUCGAUGUUCUUAACACCAUUUGAUGAAUCUGGAGUACUGCGUGUUUUUAUUCGGCCAGGAACAAGGGCAGGUUAUGUUACUUUGCAGAAACUCCUACCGGUAUCGAUUGUGUUAGAAACGAAGGACACACUUCUACAAUUUGCAAACGUCUAUCCUAAACCAGAAGAGUAUUAUGACCAAGAGCACUUCGCACUGGUAUACAUUUCUGUACUAGCUUUCUUGAUUGCGUCGAUGAGUGRCUUUUCACCUCAAGAGUGCAGUUGUUAUUCUGCCAAUUUGGGAGGAUUAAACCCCAACAGGUAUGGAGAUUUGUGCUCUGCCUGUCAAAGUCUGACUUUGAGAGAAAUUCCACGGGGAGAAGGUAUUUCACCAACAAAAAUAUGGGCAGACCAKAUCAGGAUCARRGGACCUUCUAUCGAAGAAAACGGUAUCAUCGAAAAUACUUCUGAACAUUCAGGGGCCRCUGYUCCUAUUGAUGAAGCUGAAUAUCCAGGAAUCAACGUAAAACGAAGGCUUGCUGACGAACGUGAUACACAUGCUUCGCAAACUGUCAGACACKACUUGRGCGACAUAUUUUCAUCGCCAGAUCGAACAAAGUUUUACUUCGACCACGUUCCAGCAGUCAAGUGCUCCACAUGGCCAWGUGCAGCCUGGGAAUUUACWGUGCGCGAACGACCCAGUGGAUGGCCGCCAUGGAACGUGAUUAAAGAUAUUGUGUCAAAAGGCUGUCAUAUUGUACCGAAAAGUACAAAACCUACACCUGAGACAAGAUUGAAACUAGCUUUUCAUUGUGUUGGAAAUACAAAGGACUACAAAAAUUGGCGACUGAGCUUUUCGUUGGCCGAAAAGACUUUGGUUUCCACCUUGAAUGCGGUUCAGGUGAAAUGCUACAUGCUGUUGAAGAUUUUGAAUAUCAUUGCAACACGCGUUUUUUUCCGCGAGYUAGAAMGUAAGGGAAUUGGCUCCGACGAAUYGUCCGGCCUGAGCASUUACCUUUUAAAAACUACGUUUUUCUGGGUAUGUGAGGAAAUACCUCUAGAGGAGUGGAGUGAUGAUAACUUAGCAUCCUGCUUCUUCAAAGUCGUGGAAAAGCUCAUCRUGUUUUUAGAAAAAGCGACCAUCCCAAACUAUUUUAUCCCUAGCAGCAAUUUGAUUGURCCAAACAUAAUUAACCCGGAAAUGACAAGAGUAGAGGCUUUUGAACUAGCUUCUUGUUUCGAAAGUUUCAGAACUAUACCUUCACAGGACAUAUUCGCAAUUUUGCACACAGCUGUUUGGAAUGAACUUUGGAAAGAUUCGGAAAUAGUGCACCCAGGAUGCACUCCGCAAGAACUGGCUAUCAUUGUAAACGCGUUGAAGGAACAACAAAGAGAAACAUGGUACGAUUCUUGUUCUAAGAGCAAAGAUCAGGCCUCAAAGCAUGACGUAUCAGAAGAUUUGACAGCUUCAAGCACAGACGAAUCAGAGUAUUUUACAGCUUCAAGCUCAGAAGAUGAUGACGUCGAAUCCUUAGGGGAUUCCUCUAUGCACCGCAUCAGUGAUUCAAAUGUAACAGUUUCAUCCACAUCCAGUCUCAGCACAAGCACCGUGUCUAGAUGCGGAAAACCUAUGACUACCAAUACUGAGACCAUGGAUGGCCAGUGCUUCAAAAGAGUAGUCGCAAGUGAUGCUAUUCAAAAGAUGCCUAAAAUAGAGAAGAUUCUUGCACAKAUCUUUACAGCCAUAUCAAAAUUUUUGUAUACAAAUGGCAACAUACGUGGAAAAGGUUUCAACACUGCCCGUGCGGCAUUUUAUGAAGAUGAAGCGAGAAAGCUGCUGCCCGAAGGAUGCUYCUUAGAGGAUCUGCCCAGGGGGACAUUCAAAUGAGUGACUGCUCGCUAGCCGAUAKGAAAUAGUUUUCCCAUUAGAUCUUCCUUUUGAAGCAUCGAAGACAAUUUCAGCUUAUGGAGUUAACCUCGAUUAGGUUGUUCAAUUAUAAAAGACAAUAAACAGAACAACAAAGAUAUUUGCAGUAAACCUAAAUAUUCGGAAAAAAAUUUAAUUUUCAAUGAUUAUACCAAUGUGACUGUGCGAGCACAACACUCAUAAAUACAAAUAAUAGCAUAACGCAAUGCUUGACCGGCGGUUUCAAAAUCGGGGCGAUACGAUGCCCGACACUCAUAAUAUUUUGAACUGAAAAUAACUAACACUCUACUUUGCUUCUGGAUCGCUUGGAAAGCGCUUACACCCGAUUUCAAAUGAGUGCGAACUCUCGAAUUUNUUUUGAACGCUAAACUUUCACUCGACCGUCAUUCACUCGACCGCUUGGUAACCAGG
Exaiptasia diaphana is the source of this 2616-nucleotide messenger RNA. RefSeq lists its product as uncharacterized. Bases 1 to 2166 code for a protein of 721 amino acids. NCBI's taxonomy places the organism in Eukaryota, Metazoa, Cnidaria, Anthozoa, Actiniaria, Aiptasiidae. The transcript has a single exon. The record is from RefSeq and is a predicted model, not a curated record.